Chiloscyllium plagiosum (whitespotted bambooshark) is the source of this 7319-nucleotide messenger RNA. Its product is annotated as phosphatase and actin regulator 4. The record is from RefSeq and is a predicted model, not a curated record. Lineage: Eukaryota; Metazoa; Chordata; Chondrichthyes; Orectolobiformes; Hemiscylliidae. Gene Ontology annotation, molecular function: actin binding. Gene Ontology annotation, biological process: actin cytoskeleton organization; neural crest cell migration.
GGGGGCGGGUUGUUUCCGGGCCGAGGUGAAGCCGCUGGAGUCGCCCAGCAGCUGGGAGCUGAGCCCGAUCCUCCUGCAGCCAGAGGCACUGCCGCCGCUGUACCGCCCCAACAGCUCCAGCUGGUUUGUGAACUCAGGAAAUGACAAGGUCCUGGGAGCAGCUGAUCCAUCUGCCCUGUCACCUUGGGAUGUGACUGGUUUGACAAACGCUGAGGCAGAGCACUGUUACGGAGACGUGUAGCUGGGGAUGGAAAACCGUGUGGCUGAAGAAGGGGAGCAACAUCCGCCAGUGGGCUCAGAGAAUGACAUCUCUGGUUCGAACACACCAAUUGCUCGGAGAAGAGGAAAGUUUCCAGGAUUUGGGAAAAUAUUCAAACCAUGGAAAUGGCGGAAAAAGAAAACCAGUGAAAAGUUCAAGGAGACCUCUGCAGUUUUGGACAGGAAGUUAUCUGUGAGACAAAGCAGAGCUGAACUGGUUAAGAAGGGAGUGUUGAAAGAGAUUCCUGAACAAGAUGGAGAAGUUAACAGCAAACCUGCCCAGAACAAUACACUAAAGAAUGGGCACACGGUUCCUGUGGGUGAGUUAUCUACCUCAACAGAGGCUCAACCAGCCCCCAGAGGUGAAAAAAAGUCAAGCUUUUCAAAACCACCGCAAGAAAGUGAGGAGAGAAUGAAGAGUUCCACGGAGGAACAGCAAAGAACUAAAGUAGAGGCUGCAGACAGACGUCCAUUGUCAGAAAUGGAGCCCAUGCGUGAUCAGAAACAGGCUUUACUUCCUCCGAAACGACCGCUGUCAGCUCCUGCUCUGGAGGCAGGCGAGGGGCAAGUAAAAGAUUCUGGAGCCAACAUGACUGCUGCCAAGGACGUCUCUUCCAUUAUUUCCUGUUUCUCCACUUCUUGUUCCACCAAUACCACUGACUCUUUUGCCACAACUACAAAUACUACCAGCACAACCACCACUACCACGGCUCCUGCCAAACAACCUCCAAUUCCACCUCCAAAACCCAACCGGAAUAGCAAUCCCCUGUUUGCGGAACUUAGUCAUAUCAUGACCCCUGGCUUGGUUGUGCCAGGUAAGCAUUCACCACCAGGAUCCCACAGGAGGAUAAGCUUCAAUCCACCUGUGACUGAGCCAAACAACACUACCCAGAAUGUGAGUGAGAACAAGGAGAGACUGCAGCUGCCAAUGCAAGUAUCGACAUCAACACAUGCACCUACAUCAUCGCCAGCAUUGCCUUCGCGCCCACCUUCUGCUCCAGAACCUGCUCCUCGUCAGUCCCUCCCACCAAGAGUUCCAAUCAAAGCUAGUCCUCCUGUAUUGACAUUCUGUCAUGGCAGCGUACAACACGAUAAAGAACCUGAUCAGCAGCCUCACCCUUCAUCUGAUGAUUGUCCCGAGCUCCUUCCGACUCGCCAAUCUCAAGUUCCUUUGCACAUAAUGAUCCAGCAAGCAUUGUGUAGCCCUCGACCAGUUGUCACUGCAGCUGAUGGUUCACAUACAGCAAAGUCCUUGCUUUUUGAGACUGCCUUUGAUGAUGCUAAUAAGAACCGGGCUUUGCAAGUCACCUUAGAGAAAUUAAAAUGCCCCUCAGAUGAGGAAACCACAGAGGACGAAGAGGAGGAAGAGGAGCACAGGCCCAUGAAACAAGAUUAUCCACCACUAGUCUCAUCAGUUGUCAUCAUUCCAGAGCUUGUGAGACAGGAAGAUGAUGUGAGUGACUCUGAUGACGAUGGUCCAGUUCUGUACAAGGAUGACUACGAUGAGGACGAGGAAGAUCAAUCCAGUUCAUUGGCCAAUAAAGUAAAACGAAAAGACACUUUGGCCCUUAAGCUGAGCAACAGACCUACAAAGCAAGAACUUAUAGAAAAGAACAUCCUACCUCGUCAGUCUGAUCAAGAAAGACUAGAAAUUCGACAGCAGAUUGGAACAGCACUCAUCAGGCGUCUGAGUCAAAGGCCAACUGCGGAAGAACUGGAGCAAAGGAAUAUCCUUAAAAAUAAAGAUGAGGAACAGCAUGAGGCAGAAAAAAGAGAGAUCAAGAGACGGCUUACCAGAAAGCUCAGUCAAAGACCCACAGUGGCAGAGCUCCAAGCUAGAAAAAUCUUGCGCUUCCACGAAUAUGUUGAAGUAACCGAUGCCCAUGACUAUGAUCGGCGUGCAGAUAAACCAUGGACUAAAUUAACACCAGCAGAUAAGGCAGCAAUACGAAAAGAGCUAAAUGAAUUCAAAAGUACAGAGAUGGAGGUGCAUGAAGAAAGCAGAAUGUAUACAAGGUUUCAUCGACCAUAAAAACAUGUGCAGAUGCAAAUGGAAAUCUAGCUACACAGUAUGGAGAUGAAGGCUGUCUCCUGAAUACUGUACACGAAGCCGUGUUGUAUUGUCAGUUGUGUACAAUAUAUUCAAUACACAUUCGAUGAACCUGGUGCCAUGGGGAAAGAAAUCAAUACUUGAUAAUCGUAUCAUAUGUAAAUCAUGCUCUCAUCAAUUAACAAAUCCUUGAAAUGGAGGUUCCCCUUGAUCAUAUCUGUCUCUGCACCUCCAGAUUUAUACAAUACUGCGGCUGGUUGGAAAUCGCAGUGCCAAAAAGACUUAAGAGCUGCUGGAAUUGUGUGCUUGGGAGUGGUUGUAUUUUUCUGUAAGCUUUUACUGGAACUGAGAAGCAUGUGUCUGUGUAUACAGACCAAGUUUGGACUCCUCCUCACCCUUUGUAUCUUCCUUUUUUAUAAUGCACGCACUACAAUGGCUUUGCUUGGUUUGGAGGUUACUCCUGGUCAAUGUGACUUUUUUUUUGGUCUGAGAGUAUUUGCCCCAGCUUUCCUUUUGUGUUUACCUUUGUGUCCACUGUCAGUUCCAUAGCCUUUAGCUGCUAGUUUCUCCAGUGGCAAAAUGUGAUUCCUGGAACAACUUCAACAGAGGAAAACCUUUACAUGACUAGGUGUCUUUUUUAAUGUGAGCAAUGCCAUAUAAAAGUCUAUCUCUUUGAAUGAAAAAGUGCGGUUUUCACUGUAGCAGGGCUCUGUUGAAAGGAAAGCAAUGUUGUACCUGGGGCCUUAACUUUCCAUCCAAAAGACGCACAGUUCUUUGGGAGGAAGAAAGUAUCCCUUUGUACAGAGUCAGGCAUUGGUUUGUACUGGACUACAAAUUGGUGCCUGCAUGGCAAAUGCACCACCCUCAACUACUGUAUAAAACAUUGAUUUAGAUUAAGUCAGUAUGUGUAAAUUUGUCUUCCUGUUUAAAUAUUGAAUAAAAGUAUUAUGUGACACUUUUCUUAAAAAAAAAAUCAGAAUACACAACACUAAUUGAGAUAAUUUCCUUCUCAACCAAACUGUACAAAUAUGUAUUUGUUUUAAGUUCCAUCUCCCAGACUUUUUUAAAUAGCCUUGCAAUUCUUAACGAAUCUCUUCCUGUUCUUGUGGUCAAUGGCACACAAUAGGUUGAAGAGAUCAGAAUUUGUUAGAAUUUUUAUUCUAUUUUUUCCUCUGGUAUUUUCCCUCAUUAACAAGCAAUAGACUUUUGUAUUUUAUGUUCUUAAUCUAUUUGGACAGCUCAGUAAAUUCAUUGUGCUUCUUGGUUGAAUAUGCUGACUGGGUGGAAGGGUUUGUUUUUCUCAAGUAUGAGGCACUUUCUGUGUUUUUAUUUAUAAUAUUCAGACUCCAGUCGGCAUUAAUGCAAGGCUCUUGCAUGCAAACAGACCAGUGGAACUGCCUUAACUGAGUGCACUCUUAGUAAUCAUUUUACAGGCGAAUUCUUCAUAAUAUCCAAUCCUAAUAUAUGCUGUGGUAACUAUUUGUUCUUAGUUGGGUUUUAACAUAGGUAGGGCACAAAGUCAAAACAUUUGCCACAGCAUAAAAUUGAUGGGCAGGUUAGGCAUGUUGGCAUUGCUCAAUUCCUGAAGGCAGCAAACUUGUCAGACUGCAGUGUAAACCAAUCGAACCAUACCUAUUGUCAUGCAUUACAGUUCUUGUAUGUCUUCUGUUUUCUGUCCAGAACAGUCCAUUAAAGGUAAGGAGAAACUGGGGAGAAGAAGUAAAUUGUGGAAAGCAUAAACGUUUUGGCUCAUUUGAUGUUGUGAGCCUUGGCAUUUGUUUGUGCUGCAUGUCAUUAAUGCUUAAUAGGGUCAAUAAUACACAAAAGAAUCUGCUUCCUUGAGACGUUGAUUGGGCUCCCUAGCAGAUUCUUUCUUAAUACACCAGUUGAUGUUGUACUGAGGCAUACAGGUUGGGCAGAUCCCUGGUUUGGUCUUUAUUCUGUGUUCUUUUAACCAAUAUCGGUCGGGAUAACUUGGGUACUGUUAUCUUUGCCCCUGUGCUGAGGAGGAAAAUCAGGCAAGACUCCCACUCCUGAUCACUAUCUGCAAAAUUUUGCUGGGAAGUGCACAAGUAGGACAGGGUCAUACUUGGGUCAUUUAAGAGCCUGCCAAAGCUCUUGCUAGGUUUCCACUUGAAGAAUAGCCAAAUUGGGGGGUGGUAGUUUAAGAGGAUUUCAGGUAACCUCCUACAUGAGUCAAUGACUACAGGGAGAAAGGAGGGUGUAUGAAAAAUAUUAACAGGGCAAGGAAACAAGGGUGCUAUUACACACUGGAAUUUUCGGGCAUUCUAAACUGCUAAGAAUCUAAUUUAGUGUUUUGCUUUUGCUUAAACCACAUACAAUGUGGCAGGGAUUAAGAACCCUAUUCCCCCAUUUUUUAUUGCACAUGUAUGUAAUAUUUUAGAAAAGUAUAUGAAUACAUUUUUUGUAAAGUUUUGGGUAUUUUAAAAUAGUCUUCCUUCUACCUUUCCCCCCAUCCUGGUUCAGCUUGAGAGUUUACUUGUUGAAUCCACAUCAUAGUGGUGCUGUUUUUAAGUCUGAGGGGAUCAGCCUUUUAGAUGGUCCAAUGACUAUUAUUGUCCCCCAACAGUUGCUCAGUUAUAAAGUGCAUCUGAACCAAGAGGCAGAUUAAAAAGAGAUUGUUUAAAAAUGCAGCCUCCACUAGCAUUUAUUCUUUCUAAACAAAAGACAGAAAUUAAAUUUUUUGCAGUCUGUAUAGUUGUAUGUACAUUUUCAUGAGUUGUAAAUAAUUGAACAGUUACUGUUGCUCUUAUAAUAUUGGUGUAUUUUGUUCUCAUUCAGUGCUGCUUUCUUUUAUUAAAAAAAAUUCCUAUUUGGUUGUAAAUUGAUUGAGUUUCUUUUUAAAUUAUUGAUCUUGCACAAAAGUCUUCUGAUGCAGUCUAGUCACUUAGUGUCCUCCAAAGGACUUGCUGAGCAGAUCAUUUUCAGCAAGAUAAGUCAGGUGAAGUGUAAUCCGCAGCAGAAACCAACAGGUACUGUGAAUGGAAAACAUUUGGGUCUGUCCUGAUGUCAAAACUGGGUUGAAUCUAAUGUCCAUCUCUUCCAAAGUCGUCACGUGAAUUAUACCUUCAAAAUGAUUCUUUUGUCCAGAAAUUGUGGCAUCACAUCUUCAAAAAUGAAAGUUUUCAGUUAAAUAGUAUUUUUGCCAUGCAAACCAUCAUAUCAAUGGAUUGAAGGGAAGACACCAAGGAAGCACAGAUGUGUGAGUUUCUCAACUGACAAUCAGCCCCUGUAUGCUACACUUUUACAAUCAUUAAUCGUCGGAAGUUAAUUUAAGUUAGUUCCAUUCAUGUAGAGUCCCAUCAACUGCAGUGGGACCAGUGGGGUUAAUGCAGACAUAUUCAGGUAGAUUAAUACCAUUAUCCUGCCUGUGUUUUUCAGAGGUCUUAUUAUCUACUGAAGAUUUUUUCCAAUCCUCAAAUAAGCCACAAAUAUCACUUUGACUUAAUACAUUUCUCGAGAAUAAGAUAUUUUUGGGUGCCUUAGUCAUUUACAAAAUGUGUUAAUUGGAUUAAAGUUCAGUUACCAGCAUUCCUACUGACUCAGUCACAGCUUUUUUUUGUUGACAUGUGCUGACCUAGAUUAAACUGAGAUUUUGCUAUGUUUAACUUGGAUAGUGCAGUAGUAGCAAAGAGUUGUUGUUAAAACAGACCUGGGAUUGUAUGUUCAUUCUUUUAUAAAUGUAAACCUGAGAGAACCCAGCAAAAUGGGCAACUGACCACAUUUUGCAUUAGAUAAAAAUACCUUUUGAGAUGUAGCAUCUCUGCUUCCUAAAAUUGCAAGUUCCUAAUUCAAACAGAUCUGAUUGACUGACUGGCACAGAACUGAGGUUAUAUUCAUUAGUUGUGUAGGUUUGAUUUUUUUUCUUUGAAAUGUCCAGUGUAAUUCAAAAUGGGGAAAGUCUGUAAAGGGGAGUAAAAAUCUUUGCAAAUCAGCCAGACUGUUCAUGAACAGGAGACCAAGUGUCUUUAAUUUUAUUCAGCUUUCAUCCCCUUGCUUUUGUGCCACCACAUUGCUCUGACAUAUCUUUGCUGCAUUGUGAAUAAUUAGUAGGUGAUAUGUAUACAUGGAAUAUGGGUGUGACAUACUGUUGCUUAUCUUUAAAUUUAGAUUUAAACCCCAAACACCCCUUCCUCAACCAAAGGGACCAGUGAGGUGCUCUUUCAUGGUUUGCAUGAGAGUAACCAGACUUUGCCUUGAUAACGAGAGAAUCUUUUGAUCUCUGUUUAUUAAAUGGGUGCUAAUUUCUGUUAUUAUGUGAAGCCCAUAUUCAUUCUUAGCCAUAGAUAGAUGUCCAAGUCAGAGCACCCUCGUCAAUCCUAAGCCUAGGCACAGCAGAAUUCUCCAGGUUUUAUUAGUUUGUACUGAGGCAGCUGUCCUCAUCUUGUCUGUGCAAGGGAGAGAAAAGUUGAUGAACCAGGAUCCUAAAUAAUAUCCAGUGAGUCGUACUGGGUAAUGUGUGUGAAUGUGAUUGGCUGACCUGACACCCUCUAAUAUUGUCACCGCCUGAGACUCGCUGUCUUGGCCAGACUGGCUACUAAGCUGAGUUAUCGAGAAUAGUUUGGACCCAUGGAACCAACAUGCUUGAGAAUCAAUGCCAGCAGGAAAAGAAGGGAAAGCGUUUUUUUUAAAUCAGAUGUUGCAGGCAGACAUGCAUCAAUAACUGACAGGAAAAUAACUCCGGUUUUAAUUCUGAUGUGUUGCUUGCUUCCAGUCUGGAGACCAGGGGACUGUCCUGUGUCGGAAAGUGUUUACAUGCCAGUUAAUUGGCAUGUUAAUUGCAUUGUAUGUGGUGCAACCAAUGUGUUAGAUUCAACUUGUUGUUUUGUUGCCCAAAUUUUGUUUUUAAAUGGAGAAAGCGUCAUGUCUACUAUGUUUUUUUUGACUUAUUGCUUUUCUUGCUUAUGGGAGAGGUGCCUUAGCAUGCUCAUUCAUUUCCGUACAAGACAUGGCAUUUUUAAACCUUAAAUAAAAUUACUAUCACACCUUU